AUGGAGUCCUCGGGCACCCUCGAGUCCACCACGCCUUUUGAGUACGACAUUGAGAGCCUCCUGUGUGAGAGCAAGACCUUCGUCUUUGCCACCUUCGCCACCACCAUCCUGUACUGCCUGGUGUUCCUCCUCAGCCUGGUGGGCAACAGCCUGGUGCUGUGGGUGCUGGUGAAAUUCGAGAACCUGGAGUCCCUCACCAACGUCUUCAUCCUCAACCUGUGCCUGUCUGACCUGGUCUUCUCCUGCCUGCUGCCCGUGUGGGUCUCCACCUUCUACUGGGGCUGGGUGCUGGGAGACUUCCUGUGCAAGCUGCUCAGCAUGGCCUUCUCCCUCAGCCUCUACAGCAGUAUCUUCUUCCUGACCGUCAUGACCGUCCACCGCUACCUGUCCGUGGUCAGCCCCCUCUCCAGCCUGCGCGUCCACACCCUGCGCUGCCGUGUGCUGGCGACCGUGGCCGUGUGGGCAGCCAGCCUCCUGUCCUCCGUGGGCGAUGCCGUCUUCCACCAGGUGCUGUCGUCCAACUGUGCGUAUUCAGAGCUCUGGGGGUUCCUGGCCUCGGUGUACCAGCACAACAUCUUCUUCCUGCUGUCCAUGGCCGUCAUCCUAUUCUGCUACGUGCAGAUUCUCAGGACCCUGUUCCGCUCGCGGUCCAAACGCCGCCACCGGACGGUCAGGCUCAUCUUCGCCAUCGUGACCGCCUACUUCCUCAGCUGGGCUCCCUACAACAUCAUCCUGUUCCUGGAGACCCUGCUGAAUACUGGGGUCAUCCGGAGCUGCGAGGUCAGCCAGCGGCUGGGCUACGCCGUGCUCAUCAGCCGGAACGUGGCCUUCUCGCACUGCUGCUUCAACCCCGUGCUCUACGUCUUCGUUGGGGUCAAGUUCCGCAGACACCUCAAAAGUCUCCUGCGGCGGUUCUGGCUGUGCCGGCAGCAGGUGCCCAGCCCGCCCCCGCUCCCCCAGUCCCCAGGUGCCUUCACCUACGAGGGGGCCUCCUUCUACUGA
This is a messenger RNA of Lepus europaeus (European hare), 1002 nucleotides long. RefSeq names its product X-C motif chemokine receptor 1 (gene XCR1). Gene Ontology annotation, molecular function: chemokine receptor activity. The record is from RefSeq and is a predicted model, not a curated record. The transcript has a single exon. Bases 1 to 1002 code for a protein of 333 amino acids. Gene Ontology annotation, cellular component: membrane. NCBI's taxonomy places the organism in Eukaryota, Metazoa, Chordata, Mammalia, Lagomorpha, Leporidae. Gene Ontology annotation, biological process: immune response; G protein-coupled receptor signaling pathway; chemotaxis.